UCUGCCUCUGGGGACAACCAGGCUGCCUUAUAAUGGGAACCAACACUUGCUCGGCUCGGGGGCAAUAACAUCCAAUUCUGCAUCAGGAAAACACAGGGCUCCACCUUUUUUUUUUUUGUUGUUGUAUCUGCUGCUCUGGUGUGGUCUAGUUGCUCUGUGAUCUACCUUCAUGUGGAGAAGGAGGCUGCUGGUGGGCUCUGUCACUCCCCUCUCCUCAUCAUCCAUCCUCUCUGGAACAGGUUGAUCCUUUAUAGCUUCUGUCUUAUUUUGCGCCGAAGAGCUGCUUUUUGGAAUCUCACUCCUCCAUGUACGAUAACUUGUACCUACAUGGAUUUGAAGACUCGGAGGCGGGCUCAGCUGAUUCCUACACAAGCCGACCAUCUGACUCGGAUGUGUCCCUGGAGGAGGAGAAGGAUGGUGGCCGGCAGGAGAGGGAGCAACAGGCCACUGUCCAGCUCGAGAGGGCAAAGACUAAAUCAGUGGCAUUUGCUGUGAGGACCAAUGUCAGCUACUGUGGUGCUCUGGAUGAGGAUGUUCCUGUGGCUGGCACUGCCAUCUCCUUUGAUGCCAAGGAUUUCCUCCACAUCAAAGAGAAGUACAGCAAUGACUGGUGGAUCGGCCGUCUGGUGAAAGAGGGCUGUGACAUCGGCUUCAUCCCGAGCCCUCUGAAGCUGGAAAACAUCCGACUCCAGCAGGAACAGAAGAGAGGACGCUUCCACGGCAGUAAGUCUAGCGGGAAUUCUUCCUCCAGUCUGGGAGAAAUGGUGUCAGGCACAUUCAAGCCAAACCCCAACUCUGCAGGAAAGCAGAAGCAGAAAGUGGCAGAGCACAUCCCUCCUUAUGAUGUGGUUCCCUCCAUGAGGCCGGUUGUCCUGGUGGGGCCGUCCCUGAAAGGUUACGAGGUAACUGAUAUGAUGCAGAAGGCGCUGUUUGACUUCCUGAAGCACAGGUUUGACGGAAGGAUAUCCAUCACAAGGGUAACAGCUGACAUAUCGUUGGCCAAGAGGUCAGUACUAAACAACCCCAGUAAGAGGGCCAUCAUUGAGAGAUCCAACACCCGCUCCAACCUUGCGGAGGUCCAGAGUGAAAUAGAAAGGAUCUUUGAGCUGGCCAGGUCUCUGCAGCUGGUAGUGUUGGAUGCAGACACCAUUAACCAUCCAGCACAGCUCAUCAAGACCUCAUUAGCACCCAUUAUCGUCCAUGUUAAGGUGUCCUCACCUAAGGUCCUCCAGCGGCUAAUAAAAUCAAGAGGGAAAUCUCAAAGCAAACACUUGAACGUGCAGCUUGUUGCAGCAGAAAAACUAGCACAGUGUCCUUCUGAGAUGUUUGAUAUUAUUCUGGAUGAGAACCAGCUGGAAGAUGCGUGUGAACACCUGGCAGAGUACCUGGAGGCAUACUGGCGUGCUACACACACUUCACUUAGCACACCACUCAACCCCCUGCUGGGACGCAAUCUGGGCUCCACCGCUCUCUCCCCGUAUCCUUCUGCCAUUCAGGCCCAAAGAAACCGCAACAGUAACCACACGACAACUGACCACUCACCUGUUGAACGUCGUAGCCUGAUGCCUGCUGAUGAGAACUACCAUAAUGAACGGGCACGGAAAAAUCGCAACCGUCUGUCCUCAGGCUCACAGCACAGCCGGGACCACUCGCCUCUGGUGGAGGAGGACUACCAGGACCCCUACCAGGAUUCUUACAAGCCUCAUCGUAACCGAGGAUCCCCAGGAGGCUACAGCCAGGACUCCAGACACCGGCUUUGAGUUGUGGCCUGCUGUAAACAAAGUGUAGACUUUCUCUAACCAACCACCAUGGGCAUAAGAGUUGAGGCAGCUUUGCUGUAACAUGAUGAAACUACUACACUCAUUUGGACUGUAACAACCUCGUAUCGAUGUGUAGUACCUAAUUUUCCCUUUGGCCUUGGCCCCUGCCAAAUGAGCAUUUGAACCUAAAAAAAUAAGAAUCCUGCUCUGCUCUUGCUUUGAUGUGAACAAGAGAUGGGACUAGAUAUAAACGUAGCACAGAAGCAGAAAAGUUAUGUUUUGAAGGGAAGUCUAAAGCUGGACCUGCUCUGAAUAUGCCCCAGAUGUGGCUUGUGAGUGAAGUACACUAGCAGGUGAUAGUGUACGAUGUAGGCUCUUCUGGACCCUCCCCUGCCAUCUCAGCUGUUACUGUAGCAUGAAAGUAGGACUGUAAUUACAGGUCACUACCUGCCUCAAGCCAGUGCCAGAUAGCAAGAGCAUCCAGCGGUGAUGAUCAGCACCGAGCCUGUUUGCACGCGUCCAGGAGCUGCUAGAAGCAGAGUAUAAUGCAUCUUUAAUGCUCCUCAAGUUUGUUUGCCAAUGUUGCCAUGUGAGUGUAAUAAAUCCAGUGGAAGCCUGUUCCCAAGUCCAGAGUUUUACACUAUUUCUUUGAAGUGACAUGAAUGGUGUUGUGGUGUUCUCAUCGGGGUUCACAGUAGCUCCCUGUGCCCCCUCUUUGUUGUUUCUUAAUGCCAUUUUUGUCAUUAACCAUAUCAAGACAGAAAUAUAAAAAUCAUGCAAAUACUAUCACAUUUCAAAGCCCCAAACCUCAGGAAUGAGAGGUCAUUUAUACCUAGAAGUGUGCUGACAGAUGUAGCGUUUAUGUUCUUACCCAUCUGACAGGGAUUUGAAGAUAUUUUACGAUUUAGUUGUUAUAAAAAGCUGUUAAUGUAAGGAAGGAACACUUCCAUAUGUUACUAAAAUGCUCAUGCCAGCAUGUUUUACAUAUGCCAUGCAUUUAUCAACUGCUAUUGUCUGUCAUGUGUUUGGCAGGACAUCAUUUGGAAUUGAUGGAAUUGGAUUUAGUGAGUUAGUAUAUUGAGGGCUUCCAUGUGUAAAUACUGUCAAAUUAACUGAAAGAAAGGAACUUUAAUUUAUUUAACGUUUCACUUUCAGUUCAUUAAAUUUAUCCUUUCAAACCUUCCAACUUAUGAUAAAGAUAGCUUUCCUCCAUCUUACUUUAUUAGGUUUUAUAAAAUAAAGUAACAUUGAAACAUUUUCAUUUCAAGUAGCUACUUAAGGCCCAAUUAUCAUAUAUCCAUAUUUUCAGCUAAAGCUUUUUCAUUGUAUUCAUUGAGUUUCAUUAAAGACUCCUAAUGAGUGAGAAACUAUUUGAAAGCACUUGGGCAGGACUGUGCUGCUUUUGUCAUAAUGUCUUUUACAUGCUACUUUCAUGGAAAUGCAGAGCAGUUCCCUGUUUCUUAUUGGAUGGAUUCACAUGUCUGCUACCAGAUAAUAAAGGAUUGAUAUAUCAUUACCUUUUAAUGACAUAUCCUUGUAUCUUGUAAUUUAAUAUUUGUUGAAAAUCAGGUUUUUAUUUCAUUUCAAGAUCGACAAGGAGACUUCAGUUCUUAUCUGCCAUAAACAGUAGCUUUUAUUGUUGUUGAAAACUCUGGAGAAACAAUUUAAAAUAUCUGAAUACUGCCUGUGAGAGAAUGAUGCAUUGAUUAGAAGUUUGUGUGUGCUGUCAUUUUACAGUUGUAAUGAAAUAAACUGCCCUUAUGCCAUU
Messenger RNA from Micropterus dolomieu (smallmouth bass), 3528 nucleotides. It is a transcript of the gene cacnb4a, whose product is annotated as calcium channel, voltage-dependent, beta 4a subunit. Bases 306 to 1760 code for a protein of 484 amino acids. The record is from RefSeq and is a predicted model, not a curated record. The transcript has 13 exons. Gene Ontology annotation, cellular component: voltage-gated calcium channel complex. Lineage: Eukaryota; Metazoa; Chordata; Actinopteri; Centrarchiformes; Centrarchidae. Gene Ontology annotation, biological process: regulation of voltage-gated calcium channel activity; chemical synaptic transmission; neuromuscular junction development. Gene Ontology annotation, molecular function: high voltage-gated calcium channel activity; protein binding.